ACCUUCAAUCCAAAAAUGGCAGCUUCAGACCAUCACCAAACUCCAACCCUUCCUCUCCUCAUCAAAUUCCACGACGUCGAAAAAGGCAGCAGCACAGUCGAACCCCACACUCUUAACUCCACUAAGACAACCUCGUUUCUCACCACCACUUUCAACGGCCUCAACGCCCUCUCAGGUGUCGGAAUCCUCUCAGUCCCCUACGCAUUAUCCUCCGGCGGAUGGCUAAGCCUUAUCCUUCUCUUCGCCAUCGCCGGCACCACUUUCUACACAGGUCUCCUCAUCAAAAAAUGCAUGGAAGUCGAUCCCGACAUAAGAUCCUAUCCCGACAUCGGCCACAAGGCGUUCGGGCCCAAAGGCCGACUGCUGGUCUCCAUCUUCAUGAACCUCGAACUCUACCUCGUCGCCACCGGCUUCCUUAUCCUCGCCGGCGACAAUUUGCACAACCUCCUGCCGGACGUAAGAAUCGACGUCUUCGGCAUUGUAAUUAACGGACGCCAAAGCUUCGUCCUCCUCGUUGCCCUAAUUUUGACCCCAACCGUUUUGAUCGACAAUAUGACAACUCUUUCUUACAUAUCCGCCACUGGAGUUUUCGCUUCUGUAAUCAUACUGGCGUCGAUUCUGUGGUCGGGAAUGUCGGAAGGGAUCGGAUUCCGACACAAAGGUGUUCUUCUGAACUGGAGUGGACUUCCCACCGCUUUCAGCUUAUACGCCUUCUGUUACUGCGCUCAUCCAGUUUUUCCGACGCUCUACACCUCCAUGACCAAUCGACGACAUUUCUCAGGGGUUCUGUUUGUAUGUUUCACUUUCUGUACCUUCGCAUACGUAACAACGGCGGUUCUGGGAUACCUGAUGUUCGGCGGGGAGUUACAGUCGCAGAUCACGCUGAAUCUUCCGACAGACAGGUUGAGCUCGAAGGUGGCUGUCUACACGGCUCUGAUCACACCCAUAUCUAAAUACGGGCUGAUGCUGAAGCCGAUCGUGGAGACGAUAGAAAGCCAUUUUCGAAGCUGCUGCGAGAAGAGGUUCUACGGUUUGUUCGUGAAGACUGGUUUGGUCGGAAGCAGUGUUGUCGUGGCCUUAACACUGCCUUUCUUCGGGUCCCUCAUGUCUCUUGUCGGAGCAUCUUUGAGUGUCACUGCUUCGAUACUCCUCCCCUGUUUCUGCUACUUGAAGAUUUCUUACAGGAAGAUUGGGAUUGAAUCGGCAUUCAUCGUUUUUGCAUUAUUGAUGGGGCUUGUAAUUCUUGUCGUUGGUACUUACACAUCAUUUUUGGAAAUCGUACAUAGCCUGUAGAGUCAGGUUUUCAUUAUAGAAUACAGGAGCACAGAUGAGUUUGUACAUUUGACUAAAAGUUAAAGUCAAAGAGGGAUUGCUCCGGCUCUUCUCUUAAAAUCUCCGAUUAGGUCAAAGGCGUCAAUUAUCUCUUAUAUUUAUUUGGUUAUGUACAAUAUAUAUAUAUAUAUAUUGUUUUAUGUUU
This is a messenger RNA of Andrographis paniculata, 1477 nucleotides long. RefSeq names its product amino acid transporter AVT1J-like. Lineage: Eukaryota; Viridiplantae; Streptophyta; Magnoliopsida; Lamiales; Acanthaceae. Gene Ontology annotation, cellular component: vacuolar membrane. Gene Ontology annotation, biological process: amino acid transmembrane transport. The coding region runs from base 16 to 1293 and encodes 425 amino acids. The record is from RefSeq and is a predicted model, not a curated record. The transcript has 2 exons. Gene Ontology annotation, molecular function: amino acid transmembrane transporter activity.